Messenger RNA from Canariomyces notabilis, 3455 nucleotides. RefSeq names its product ATP-dependent DNA ligase. Lineage: Eukaryota; Fungi; Ascomycota; Sordariomycetes; Sordariales; Chaetomiaceae. Gene Ontology annotation, molecular function: DNA ligase (ATP) activity; DNA binding; ATP binding. The transcript is spliced from 2 exons. Gene Ontology annotation, cellular component: DNA ligase IV complex. Gene Ontology annotation, biological process: DNA biosynthetic process; nucleotide-excision repair, DNA gap filling; DNA recombination. Bases 257 to 3337 code for a protein of 1026 amino acids. The record is from RefSeq and is a predicted model, not a curated record.
GCUCGAGGGGCUCAACAGGCAACGACUGUCCUCGUCCGUACACAGUACUCUUCUUUAUCAUGUUUUCUUGUCAAUUGCUGUGGGGCAAUUCAUCCAAAGCACUGCAUUGCUCAUCAUAAAAUCUCAUCACAGGGAUGGGUUGAUAUGUCCCGGCCACCGCUCUGGAUAUUGCGGGUGAUAAAACAGCGCAGACUGUCAGUGUUCACAGGCGUCCAUUAAUUACGGCUUGCCUGUUACUCAUCGCACGCGUCCCAAAAUGGGCACCAGGAAUAAGCGCCAGAAAUCCCCAGACGUUGAUGCGCUGGAGGAGGAUGAGAGGCAAUAUGGCCGCAAGCCGCACAGCCUGGAGGAGCUUGACGAACACUUCCCCCACCGCCCACGCAACCACUCCAAGACCUUUCUCUUCUCAGAACUGUAUAAAGCGCUCUUCAACCCGCUGAUCGAAUGCAAGCCCACCACGUCAGGCGCCGCCGCCGUCAGCCGACUUCCCGGCCGCCGGCGCGGGCCUCCGGGCUCCUCAGCGGCGGGGAAGCCGUCGUACCACGAGCAGCGGCGCCACAUCAUCGAGCGCUUCAUGGCGCGCUGGCGCGCCGAGGUCGGCCCGGACUUCUACCCGGCCAUGCGGCUGAUCCUGCCGGACAAGGACCGCGACCGCGGCGUGUACGGGCUCAAGGAGAACACAAUUGGCCGCUUAUUCGUCAAAGUCAUGAAAAUUGACCGCAACUCCGAGGAUGGCUACGCGCUCAUGCACUGGAAGCUCCCCGGGCAGCACGGGCGCUUUGGUGGUGGCGGUGCCGGGGCUGCCGGCGGCGGCAUGAAGGGGGUGGGCACUGCAGGCGACUUUGCGGGGCGGUGCUUUGAGAUUGUGGGCAAGCGGCAGAUGCGGAGCGAGCCCGGGGAUUUUACCAUUGGCGAUGUCAAUGUCAUGCUGGACCGCCUGGCGGGCGCGAGCGGCGAGGCGGAGCAGCUGCCUAUUUUCGAGGAGUUUUACCAGGGCAUGUGCGCGGAGGAAAUUAUGUGGCUGGUGAGGAUUAUCCUGAAGGAUAUGAAGGUUGGGGCUACGGAGAGGACCUUUCUGGGGCUUUGGCAUCCCGAUGCCGAGGCGCUGUUUAGCGUUUCGAGCAGUUUGAGGAGGGUCUGCUGGGAGCUGCAUGACCCUGAGUUUCGGCUCGAGCAGCAGGAGACGGGGGUCACGCUUAUGUCGUGCUUCCAGCCACAGCUGGCGCAGUUUCAGAUGACGGGCACCUUCGCAAAGCUGGUGGCGAAUUUGGGCGUUACCGAGGAGGAGCCCGAGUUCUGGAUCGAGGAGAAGUUGGAUGGAGAGCGGAUGCAGAUGCACAUGCAAGAGGAUGAUACGGUGCCUGGGGGGUAUAGAUUUUGCUUCUGGUCACGAAAGGCGAAGGAUUAUACGUAUCUGUAUGGGAGUGGGCUGGAGGAUGACCAGUCGGCACUGACUAGGCAUCUCAAGAAUGCCUUUGACAGCGGGGUCAGGAACCUGAUUCUCGACGGGGAGAUGAUUACAUGGGAUCCUGAUAUCGACAAGAUCGUGCCGUUUGGCACCCUCAAAACGGCCGCGUUGGACCAGCAGAAGAAUCCCUUCCAGAGCGGCCCUCGGCCGCUGUACAGGGUAUUCGAUAUCCUCCUCCUGAACGACAAAUCCCUAACGGAGUACACGCUGGCCGACCGCCACCGUGCCCUCGAGCGGGCCGUCAAGGGAGAGCAUCGCCGACUGGAAAUACACCCCUACCAGGCGGCCACCUCCGCCGACGAGAUCGAGCCGCUUCUCCGCAAGGUAGUCGCCGAGGCAUCCGAAGGUCUCGUCCUCAAGAAUCCGCGCUCGCGAUACCAGCUGAACAGCCGUAACAACGACUGGAUCAAGGUCAAGCCCGAGUAUAUGUCUGAGUUCGGUGAGUCGCUCGACUGUGUCGUUAUUGGCGGCUACUUCGGGUCAGGCCGACGAGGAGGGACACUCUCAAGCUUUCUCUGCGGCGUGCGCGUCAGCGAGAAUUUUGUCAAGUCCGGCGCUGCCGCCAGCAGGGAAAAGUGCCUCAGCUUUUGCAAGGUCGGAGGCGGCUUCAAGGGAGAUGACUAUGCCGAGAUACGGCACCAUACAGAAGGGAAAUGGAAGGACUGGGACUCUACGAAGCCGCCGUCCGAGUUCAUCGAACUAGGUGGCGGUGAGCGGCAGCAAUACGAGAAGCCCGAUGUGUGGAUUCGGCCGAGCGAGUCGAUAGUCAUAUCCGUCAAGGCGGCGUCCUUUGCGCCAUCAGAGCAGUUCGCCAUGGGCUGGACGCUGCGGUUUCCUCGGUUCCAGAAGCUGCGUCUCGACAAGGCUUGGGACGCGGCUAUGGACAUGGACGACUUCGAAGCCAUCCGCACGAAGGUCAAGCAGGAAGAGAAGGAGCGCAAGGCGAUGGAAAUGGAGAGCCGCAAGCGGAAACCGGCUAAGCGGCAGAAGAAGGAGCUCGUCAUUGCCGGCGCCGAUCCGGGUGCAGCGCCUGCCGAGUUUUUGGACGUCAAGAAGGAGACGGAGCUAUUCCUUGGCCUAGACUUUUGCGUGCUGUCAGAGGCCCUCCAUCCGAAGAAGGUAUCCAAAGCCGAGCUGGAAAAGCUAAUCAAGGAGAAUGGCGGCCGGAUCCACCAAUCGCCGGACACAGGUUCCGGCAUGAUCAUCUUGGCGGAUAAGAACGUCGUCAAAGUGGCCAGCCUGAAGAAGGCAGGCGGCGCCGAUAUUGUGCGUCCCAGGUGGGUGUUUGACUGUCUGGAGCAAAGCGGCGGAGAGGGCUUCCUGCUUCCGUUUGAGCCGGGCCAUCUGUUCCAUGCGACGAAGGAAAUGAUGCGAGUCGUCGAAGAUAAUACGGACCAAUUUGGAGAUAGCUACGCGCGGGAUGUGGGCGUCGAGGAACUGAGGGAGAUCUUGGGCGGGAUGGAUAUGCCUGACGGUGAUGGCAGAGGGUUUGACGUGGACGAAUUCCUCGAGCAACUCGAGGAGCAUGGUCAUGGGCUUGACGAGUUACCAAGCUUCAUGUUCAGGAGGUGUCGGGUACACUUUGCCCUUGGAGAAGGCGUAUCCGAGGGAAAGGCGCUCAAGCUGGGGAACUACGUCCGAUUUGGGAACGGAGAAGUGGCCGGGAGUAUUGAGGACGGCGGAAUUACGCAUAUAGUAGUGGUUGGUGGCAGCGAGGACACGGCUGCAUCUGAAAAGGUUGUGGCGGCCGACGUGAGGCACAAGGUUAGUUCCAGGAGGACAGUGCCGAGGAUCGUCACGGCAAAGUGGAUUGAAGAUUGCUGGGAAGAGGGCACAUUGGUGGACGAAGAGGCAUACGCACCAAGUUAGCGACCAGCCAUGAUUCCUGUAUUACGACUUGCAGAAUGUAUGGAUACCCUUCGCGUCUAGUUCAUGAUGUAUUCCACCGCAUCAAUCUGAUUAUCCAAUCCAAAGAUAUUCCAUUCAU